This is a messenger RNA of Lontra canadensis (Northern American river otter), 639 nucleotides long. It is a transcript of the gene DYNLT2B, whose product is annotated as Tctex1 domain containing 2. Gene Ontology annotation, biological process: microtubule-based movement. Gene Ontology annotation, molecular function: dynein intermediate chain binding. The transcript is spliced from 5 exons. Gene Ontology annotation, cellular component: cytoplasmic dynein complex; cytoplasm. Lineage: Eukaryota; Metazoa; Chordata; Mammalia; Carnivora; Mustelidae. The coding region runs from base 102 to 536 and encodes 144 amino acids. The record is from RefSeq and is a predicted model, not a curated record.
AGGGCUCAUGGAGGCCCCGUUGCCCUGGCGACGGUUUCCCAGCUCCCUACCGCAAUCCGCCAGGCCUUCAUCGCGAUACACUAAGCCAAGAAGCCCUAGCCAUGACUUCGUCCACCCCUGCGUCCUUCACUACCGGCACAGCCGACGGGUUGCCUGAGACUGAGAAGAACGCAGGGGAGUCCGAGAAUACCUAUAUUCUGCGGCCCAUUUUCCAGCAAAGGUUCAGACCUUCUGUGGUUAAAGAAUGUAUCCAUGCUGUUCUUAAGGAGGAGCUAGCAAAUGCUGAGUACUCUCCAGAAGAAAUGCCUCAGCUCACAAAACGUUUAUCAGAAACCAUUAAAGACAAAUUAAAAGAAAUGGGAUUUGACCGAUACAAAAUGGUGGUACAAGUAGUGAUUGGAGAACAAAGAGGUGAAGGAGUAUUCAUGGCUGCUCGCUGUUUCUGGGAUGCCGACACUGACAACUACACUUACGAUGUUUUCAUGAAUGACAGUUUAUUCUGUGUUGUAGCGGCAUUCGGCUGUUUCUACUAUUGAAUCUGAAAAGUUGGGUAAAAAUAUGACCAUGAAGAAAUAGAGACUUUUUUAUAUUGUUAAAUAUCUCAACAAAAUAAAGAUAAUUUGGCAUUUUGGCAACUGA